Messenger RNA from Sclerotinia sclerotiorum 1980 UF-70, 2181 nucleotides. RefSeq lists its product as hypothetical. Bases 1 to 2181 code for a protein of 726 amino acids. Gene Ontology annotation, biological process: protein desumoylation. The transcript has a single exon. Gene Ontology annotation, cellular component: cytoplasm; nucleus. Lineage: Eukaryota; Fungi; Ascomycota; Leotiomycetes; Helotiales; Sclerotiniaceae. Gene Ontology annotation, molecular function: SUMO-specific endopeptidase activity. The record is from RefSeq and is a predicted model, not a curated record.
AUGUUCUACCUUCUCUGGCUCGAGCAGCAGCAUCCAGAGUUGGCGAAUCGGGUUUACGUUCAUAACACAUUCUUUUACGCAAGCUUAACCAAAGCUGCAAAGGGAAAGAGAGGGAUCAAUUAUGAAGCUGUUGAGAGAUGGACGGCAAAAGUCGAUCUUCUUUCUUAUGAUUAUAUUAUUGUGCCCGUCAACGAAAAUACUCAUUGGUAUGUGGCGAUCAUAUGCAAUGCACCCAAGCUUCUCGAUUUAGAGACCAAGGAGCAGUUGGAUUCAACGGAGAAGGAUGCGAAAUCUGAAAUGGAUGGAGAAAUAGAGUCCCCUGAAGAGAGCAAACCUCCGACGCCAUCUCGAUCGCCGCAGUCUAUCCCAACGAGAUCUCUAAACGAAAUGGACGAUAAUGGUGUUGACAGUAGUUUUAAAGGAUUGUCUUUGUCAAGCGGCGAGAAAACAAAAAACCCAUUGGAUAUCGUACCUGCUGAAAGUCUCUUUCGUAGCAAUGACGGAUUGCCCAUCAUCUCACCGGACGUUGAUCGUGGCAACGUCUCUGCAAACAAAGCUGCCAAAAACGUGAUUAAUCUAGCAGAGUCAAGCUCGCCAAUAGCAAGGCCAAAUUUUGGGACGAAGGGAAAGAGACUUCCCCCGACUCGCAAUUAUGACACAAAACAGCCUAGAAUCAUUACUUUUGAUUCACUUGCUCUAAGGCACGCUUCUACAUGUGCCAAUCUAAAGGAUUACAUUGUGGCGGAGAUAAAAUCGAAGAAAGGCAUCUCAAUUACACCCCCUAAAGUCCUUGGCAUGACAGCUAAAACACAAGCAAAAGACAGUGACACAGGAAGAUAUCCAGGAAAAGGUCUUCCUGAACAAGGCAACUUUUGUGAUUGCGGUGUGUACCUCCUAAGCUAUAUGGAGGAAUUCUUCGAACGUCCCGAUGACUUCAUCGAAGACAUCAUGGAGAACAAGUAUGAGGUUCGUGGCAAUCGGAAUAACACACCUGAAUUUCGCAAGAAGAUCCGAGAGCUUCUUCUCCAGCUACAAGCAGAACAAACCCGAGAGGCAAAUGCAGUCAAAAAGGCGAAAAUAGCCAAAAAGCGAAUAGGUAUUCCAUUAAUGACUAAGGACAAAGUUGAGCCCUCAGAAUGCCAGACAGCGUCUCUCCCUUUGAUAAGCAGUGAUAAACAGCCACUUGCUUCCACUGUCUCUACUGUCGCUGAACGUAGUAAUCAAGAAUCUUUGACAGAGGCUGCAAGAACUACCCCAAAAUCAUUACCAAGUUCAAGGGGAAAAGACGUCAUCAAUAUUGAAGAUAGUCAGGACAACCUUCAAGGAAAUUUUGAAGAGGAUUCUGCACCGAGUUUUAUCAAGGAGGCAGACCACAGGACAGCUGAAAAACAACUUAGAUCAAGGGGUCGUGAAAGAAAACCUCGUCAAACCACCUCAACUGGGGUAAGAUCCAGUCCUUCCAAGCCUGAUGUACCCAUCGAAAUUCGUGAUUCUUUCGAAGAUCAAGAAAGCACGCAGGAAAAUGAGGAUCACGAGUCUCAACAACAGAAGGGAAAGGAUGAUGUUAUUGAUCUCGAUAAAGAUGAGUCCCAUACCGGCAAGGUUGAGAUUGGACAAGACUCUCAAAGUGGUACACAGUGGUUCGGCAAUAUGGUGGGUAUGGUGGGAAAAUACUUGAACAGAUCGGCAGGCCAAACAGCCUCGAAAGACGAGGUUUCAGGGCCUACUUCUGCGCUCAAGUCUCCAGGACAGAAUAAACCUCAAGCAUUGAAAAGCUCGUCACGUGCUGGUAUGAAUUCACCUCGGCGAUCGGAAAAGGAUAUGAGACCGAGGCAGUCUGUUCCGGAAUUACGUUCACAAUCGCCAGAGCAAGUUGUGGUGGAUUUGACUGAAGAUGUUGCAGACCCGAUGCUCCGAGACCAGGAUAGUUCCCCCUUUCCAGACGUUCCACCAAUUACAUCUUCUCCGCUGAUGGCUGGUUCACAAGAACGCGAUAGAUCAAACGAUCAACCAUCUAUCAUGGCACCAUUUGGUCGGAAAAGUAAUACGUCGAGAGGGGAAGAUGGAGACAAAGCCUCAGAACGCUUUCGUCAUUCUGGUAUGGAGGGGUUUGUAAACAGUCAACUAUUGUCUGGACGAGAUCCUGUAGAGGCAGUGAUGGUUUCCCAGUUCAAGCACUGA